Molecule: messenger RNA, 1751 nt
Organism: Bactrocera oleae (olive fruit fly)
Lineage: Eukaryota; Metazoa; Arthropoda; Insecta; Diptera; Tephritidae
Gene: MrgBP
Product: MRG/MORF4L binding protein
Biological process (GO): regulation of transcription by RNA polymerase II
Cellular component (GO): nucleus; NuA4 histone acetyltransferase complex
Source: RefSeq, a predicted model, not a curated record
GUGUGGCAGUGAACAGGGUGAGCCACAUACGACAGCUGCGCAGUAGGUAGCAACUCAUGCACAUCACACACAUAUACAUAUGUACAUGAGGUAUUUCCUUGUUUUUGUUUUGCUCAUUACUUUUAGUCACUGCUUGUUUUUGUGCACAUAUUCCAAACAGUCGACACAUAUGGAUGCACACGGAGUACAGCACAGAAAAAAUAAAUAGUAACAAGAGAUUUUACUUGCAGUUGUCGUAUUAACAGGUUUUUAGUUAACAUAACGCUACGAUGUGUACUAAGUUAAAAUAUAAUAAUUCUUAAAAAAUUGCUUCAUAUUUCGACAGAGAAUGUUAAUGAAUAUUUAAUAAUAUUUAUUACAUUCUCUCAUUUCGAUAGGUUAAUUGGCACUUUUCUUUAGUGAAUUAUAGUACAAAACUUUCAGCAAACAAUUUCAUCUUUCAAUUUUAGGCUUUUAUUUUUUAAUCUUCAAAAAAACAUUCUAACGAAUAAGCAAUCAUUUGAAAUAAUUUCAAAAAGUUGUGCGAAAACAUUUGACUAGCACUGUAAACAAAAAGUUUGCUGCAAUUCCACAUACACUGCCUGCAAAAUAGUUGGAUGCGACUCUGCGCUUUUGUGCACAUUUUUUGUGUGACAAACAGAAGAAAAACACGAGUUUGCGUGAGAAUUGCACAAGUUUUUGUCAACUCGGCCGGCAUCUAUUCGUUUGCUGCUGGCACAUUGAUCCAUAUAAUUAAAAGCGCGUUUGCGUCAAAUAUUGUGAAAUUCUUGAACAAAUUUUUCCAAUAUGACGGUUUCGCGGGAGAAGGCAUCGUUAGCUGUGGUGCCUCCCAGCGAUAGUGAACAAAUCGAAUGGUCGGCCGAAGAAGAAAUACAAUUGUUUUUUGCAUUGGAAGGUUUGAAGCCAGUCGGGAUAAAUAAGCAUUUCUAUAUGGCUUGUAUUGCUGAUCGACUGUCGAAAAAUUUACAACGUGAUGUACCAGCCGAAGCAAUAUGGGCGCAUUUACGUACCAUGUACAAUUUGGAUGUAUUAGAUGAAUUGGAACCGCUGCCAUUUCCCAAUGAAGAAAGGGAAUUUUCACUGCCGGAGACCGAAUUCUCAGCAUUGCUGUCAAAAAAGCGUGCUGAGAGCGAAGAGAAACAACGGCUUAGUAGUGUGGAUUCUAGUGGUGGUCCGCCCUCUAUUAUUGCUGUUGCUACUGAUAAUACAACAAAGAGCGGUAAUUCAGAUAAAACUUCAGCACACAAAGCGAAUACCAGUAGUCAUAAUACAAAGGAGAUGGACAAAAAGAAUACAGCAAAGCUGACUGAUAUACCGAAACGUGCACCAAAACGCACGCGUGGUUCAAUGUCUUUAGAAUCAAAUAGUAGUCCAUCCACAACACCGCCACCAGUGCAAAGCAAUAAGAGGCGGCGCAUAUAAAUACCAAAAAAAAAAAAUUAGUAAUUAAGCCUACCAAUCAAAAAUUGUGUUAGAAUAACAAUAGUAAUUAGAAUAGUGCUGAAGCAACCAGCAUCUUUACUGGAGUUUAUCCUUUGAUACAUUUAUGUUUAAAUAUAUUUACAUAACUUUUUGUAUGUGUAGUUCCUAAGUUCAUUCUAAUUUAAUAUCACAAUACUUUGACUGUUUGCUGUUUUUACGAAUAUAAGUUAUGCUCAAGAGCUCACCAAAUCAAUUGUUUAUAUUGUUCAUAUAUAUUAUGAAAACAAUUUAAAAGUAUAAGAUAAUAAAACAUAUGUUGCGAAAUUGCA